Molecule: messenger RNA, 1197 nt
Organism: Candidozyma pseudohaemuli
Lineage: Eukaryota; Fungi; Ascomycota; Pichiomycetes; Serinales; Metschnikowiaceae
Gene: POL32
Product: DNA polymerase delta subunit
Exons: 1
Coding region: 1-1197 (398 amino acids)
Biological process (GO): DNA replication; DNA strand elongation involved in DNA replication; nucleotide-excision repair, DNA gap filling
Cellular component (GO): nucleus; delta DNA polymerase complex
Molecular function (GO): DNA-directed DNA polymerase activity
Source: RefSeq, a predicted model, not a curated record
AUGACCAUGGAUAUAACCCCAGAUCAGGUUAGAUAUAUCGCCGAUAAACUUGAUUCUCAUACUGUCACCUUCAGCUCAGUUUCUCGUGAUCUUAAUGUGCAUACUUCCCAGGCCAAACGGAUCCUUUAUGCCUACUAUUCUCUGAACAAGGAGAAGUUGAACGCGUUGUACGUGGCCAGCGGGACCCAGGGCACGAAAACUGUGGUGAAAAUCGUGGAAAACCCCGAUGAAAAUUACCUACUGGAUCUGUUUGAUCAGGUUGGCUCCAUCCACAUAUACAGCAUUUCCCAGAACAAAUUUUCAUUCAGCACAAGCGACAUAGCAUUGGAGCAGCUCAGGCGACCUGUGGAUUUCGAUAAAGUGGAAUCCUACUACGAGCUAGGCAUGAUCCGUGGAAGACCGCUCAAGACUGUUCUGGCACAGGUUGCACCACGUUCUAAGGUUGAGCCACCAAAGCCUAAAGCAGAACCAAAGAAAGAGGCACCAAAGGUGGAAUCCAAGCCAAAGCUUCAAUACCAGUCUAGAAAGGAAAAACCACAAGCAUCAUUGUUAUCGAACUAUGUUUCUCGUAAGGACGAGAAGAAGCAGAAAGAGGACGAUUCGAAGAAGCGCAAGCCCGACCAGAGCUCGGGUUACCAGUACAAGUCUAGGAAAUUGGAGAGCAAGCAGCCGAAGGAGCGUGUGAUUGUCUCUAAUGAGACGGAAGAGCCCGAAGAAGAGGAGCCACAGAAGAAAGCAGCUCCUGCCAAAACCACUGAUCUCAAUUCGUUGUUCUUGGACGAUCUCAGCGACUUUUCAGAUAACGACGACACCAAAGAGGCGCAGGAGAAGGAAGAGCCCAUCAUGGUCGAGCCAGAAGCUCAAUCCAAGCCUCAGGAGAACGAGCAGCAGCCCAAAGCCACUGUCGCGCCGCUGUUGCCCCAGGGUUCAUCGUUGCGUUCUCUUACAUCCAAAUCGCCCACGCCGCAGGCGGGCGAGAACGCAGGCACGGCAGAGGAUGCCCAGGAGCCUGAGCCUGUUACAACAAUUGACGACGAAGGCUACAUAGUGACUAAAAAGGCGGAACCCAAGAAGAAUGAGGCGCCCAAGCCGGCAAGGAGAGCCGCUCCAGCGCCUAAGAAAGCAACUCCUUCCAACAAGAAGUCGGACGGCACCAAGAAACAGGCUCUGUUAAUGAGCUUUUUUGACAGACGCUGA